Messenger RNA from Penicillium roqueforti, 696 nucleotides. RefSeq lists its product as uncharacterized. The transcript has a single exon. Lineage: Eukaryota; Fungi; Ascomycota; Eurotiomycetes; Eurotiales; Aspergillaceae. The record is from RefSeq and is a predicted model, not a curated record. Bases 1 to 696 code for a protein of 231 amino acids.
AUGGCAUCUGACGAGCUUUCCGAGCUUCUUCACAGGUGGGAACGGGUUGCAGUACUCUGCGACGCACCCCAGGCAUCUGUGCAGUGCUAUAUUGGCCGAGAACACAGCACUUCCUGGAUAAUGACUGUAGUUAACGAGUGGAUCAACGAGAACCACCUUAUCUGGACCCUAUGCGCCGCCCUCGCCGAUUCCGGCCUCGACCAAGAGUGGACACGCAGAUUUGACCUCUAUUACCGCAGGGAGUGGCGUCGGAUCCAGUUGAUGGUGCAGGUGACCCAGGGUGCUGAGCGGUUGCUGCUAGAUAUUCGACCCCCGCCUAUGCUGCUCGCUGUGUUUGCCCACCACAAUGGGUCUACGGCCCGAUACCACGCCAUCAUGUCCACGCCUGCUCGUACUCGAGCCGACGGAGGCCUUCUGAAUCUGUUGCGGCAUGUAUAUCAUGGAGGCAUUUCCUCAACUGAUGUCUUCGAUGUAGUCCUCUGUGGAGAGGGUAUGACUGGAAUCGCGCCGGAGUCGCCUCCGUACUCUGCUCUCGGGUUGCCAGACCAUUCCAUCCCAGUUUUGAACCUCCCUCCUCCAUAUGAGAACACUCCCGGGUCUGACUGGUCAGAGCUCUUUUCUGAGCGCUAUCCCACUCCGCCUCCUCCCUACCGCGGUACUUCUCCCGCUCCCCCUGGUUGGACUCCACCAUCCUAA